Molecule: messenger RNA, 1545 nt
Organism: Eufriesea mexicana
Lineage: Eukaryota; Metazoa; Arthropoda; Insecta; Hymenoptera; Apidae
Product: proclotting enzyme
Exons: 9
Coding region: 1-1545 (514 amino acids)
Biological process (GO): proteolysis
Molecular function (GO): serine-type endopeptidase activity
Source: RefSeq, a predicted model, not a curated record
AUGAUGGGUGCAGCUAGAUCGUGCCAAUGGUUGCUCGUGGGAAUAGUCCUCGUCGUCACCUCGAAUCGUGCCAGCAGUGAAACGGAGAUCUCGGGAUCGAGCCUCAGCAAGUCAAAGACGAGCUUCGGUUCCGGUUACGUCGAGCUACGGGAUCACGAUGGCAAUCGCACCGAUUUCACGCUCAAUUCGCCUCGCAGACGUCGAUACGUCCGAUUCCCGAGUGGUCCAGCCGGCUACCUCUUCGAGGGUGGUGGUCCUCUAAUAGGGAGGAACAUCGGUGGACAUCCUGGGGUUCGUUUCCCAUCGUGGAGGCAGCAAAAGUCGCUCUGGAGGAGUCCGAUCUCGGAGUACAGUAGGCCGGUGAUGGGUCAUCGAACUCCGCGGCUCAUCUUCCGUGAAGACUUCCCGACCCCGGUGGGUGGCAGUGCACCUUCGUUCUUCCAGCAGUCCAACCACUUGCCGGAUUUCGAGGAUGAGAACAGAGAUCAUCGAAAGCAAACCCUCGACGAUUACCCUAGGUUAGAGUCAGAGCCGCGACAGCAAAACAGACCGCUGUGGAAGGGUGACGAUACGUUGUGCGCUGACGGACGAAGCUGCGAAUUUUUUCUAAUGUGCUGGAUGUCCGCUGGCCUAUUGGACGGCAGUUGCGGCGGUAUCAUGUUCGCUUGUUGUCAGCGGAAAGAACCGAAAGGUAGCUCUGAUUAUAACCUGAUUGAGGCACCUAGAGAUCAGUCUCAGCCGCUUCCGUUGGAUACUUACACGGAGACCGCCACUGAUGAUCGCUGCGGGAUUCCCGCCUCGAAGCAAACCGCGCAGAGGAGAAUCGUCGGUGGUGACGAGGCAGGCUUCGGCAGUUUCCCUUGGCAGGCGUACAUAAGAAUCGGGUCCAGUCGAUGUGGCGGCACUCUGGUUAACCGAUUCCACGUCGUCACUGCUGGCCACUGUGUAGCCAAGGCAUCGGCUCGUCAGGUCCAAGUCACCCUCGGUGACUACGUGGUCAAUUCGGCUAGCGAGACUCUACCAGCUUACACGUUCGGUGUCAGAGAGAUUCGGGUUCAUCCGUAUUUCAAGUUCACGCCGCAGGCUGACAGGUUCGACGUAGCUGUCCUUCGAUUGGAUCGACCGGUUCACUACAUGCCUCACAUCGCACCGAUCUGUUUGCCCGAGAAGAACGAGGACUUCCUGGGACAGUACGGAUGGGCCGCUGGCUGGGGUGCUUUGCAGGCUGGUUCGAGGCUACGCCCGAAGACUCUUCAAGCGGUCGACGUACCUGUGAUAGACAAUCGCGUGUGCGAGAGAUGGCAUCGAUCCAAUGGCAUCAACGUUGUGAUCUACGACGAGAUGAUGUGCGCCGGGUAUCGCGGAGGUGGCAAGGAUUCCUGUCAAGGUGACAGCGGUGGACCAUUGAUGAUGGAGAAGACGGGACGAUGGUACCUUAUAGGUAUCGUUUCAGCGGGUUACUCGUGUGCUCAGCCAGGUCAGCCAGGGAUCUACCAUCGCGUGGCUAAAACCGUUGACUGGAUAACCUACGUUAUCAACUCGUAG